This is a messenger RNA of Talpa occidentalis (Iberian mole), 1916 nucleotides long. RefSeq names its product family with sequence similarity 221 member B (gene FAM221B). The transcript has 7 exons. The coding region runs from base 309 to 1850 and encodes 513 amino acids. The record is from RefSeq and is a predicted model, not a curated record. Lineage: Eukaryota; Metazoa; Chordata; Mammalia; Eulipotyphla; Talpidae.
GGAGGCCUCCUCCACCUGCCUGCGUUCCAGAGGCUUCAGUCAAGCCCCUCCCUCUUUCACCUCAGACCCCUUGUCCCUCCUCAUCCGCCCUUCCCUAAAUCUGGCUAGAGCUCCUUUGCGAAUUUCUGCAGGUGUCCAAGUCGUAGACUUGUAGGCACGACCUGUCUCCACACAGCCCCUGCAGUCGGAGCUCAUUCAAAACCUAGAGCCUUCCCUCCCUCGUGGCUAACACUAUCCCCUUCCCAACCUUCCAGCGUCAGACAAGAUCCUUACCUAACGACUUGUAACAACCAAGCCAAAGCCCAGAGAUGGAAGCAGACCAGGUCACAGAAAAGCCUCAUACCACCGUGGAGUCCCAGGAGCACAUCUCUUCAAAGGACCCCUCUGCUGAGGACUUUCAGGAGCUCUCUACCUCUGAAACCAUCUUGGAGCCUUCCAUUCCUGAGACCCCUUUAGUGCCCCUUACCUCUGACUCUCUUCUGGUGCCAUCAUCCUCUCCCCAGACACCUUUAGAGAUCCACCCCUCUGCAGCCAUCUCUGAGACACCUUUAGAGGCCCUUACUUCUGAAUAUAAUGUGAUGCCAUCCUCUUCCCUGACACCAUUAGACAUCCAAACUUCUGAAACUAUCUUGGAGUCUGCCAUUGCCGAGACCCCUUUAGAGGUUCUUACCUCUGAAUUUCAUAUGGUGCCGUCAUCCUCUUCCCAGCUACCUUCGGAGGUCCACCCCUCUGCAGCCAUCUUGGAGCCUUCUAUCUCUGAGACCCCUUUAGAGACUCUUACCUCUGAAACUCACAUAAUGCCAUCAUCCUCUUCCCAGAUGCUGAUGGAGAUCCACCCAUCGGCAUCCCCCUUAGAGCCUUCCAAACACCCUUCAGAGCACUCUACCUCUGAGUUUCCUCUGGAGAUUCAUAUCCCCCAGGUGCCAGAGGAAAAUUUUAUUGUUCACACCUUAGCACGACGUCAUUCCUCUGUAUCUUCUUCUGAUUAUCUGAAAGAAGACUUUGUAUUUCCAUCUUCCUCUAAUGAGGGCUCAUCAACCAGGAGAGACUUACAGAUAUCUGAUUAUGAGUCUCUUCAACAACACACCCCUCCAGGUUCUUCAGCCCAGAUUCAGCUGGAUAAAUCUGCAGAGCAGAAGGAAGAGGAAAAAGAGGAUGAGAAGGGGGUAGAUGUCACUGACAGCACUGCUCAGCCUGAACACCAACUGGGCAAGAAGAAGGGAAAGAAAGGUGUUAUCAGUUACCCAGUCCAGCCAGUGGUCCCUGCUAAACAGGGAGAGCUGGUGGAAGUGGCUAAGGCAAUGCCCAGAGAGAAAUUUGGUGCUCAGGUGCAAUAUCGUUUCCAGUGGGAGAAGAACACAGCCCUAUGUGCUCUCCAGACAGGUCUCUACAUUGGUUGGCGCUGCCCCCACUAUCUCUGGGACUGUUUCCGAAUUAGGGAUGAGUCUAAGUGCUUUUGUGGACACUUGUUGAAAGAACACCAGAUCAUCUCUGAUAUAUCCGUGCCCUGCAACAUAAGCCAGUGCCGCUGUCUCAUGUUCUGCUUUAUCCCGUCACGCCCAGAAGAGGUGGGUGAGUUCUGGCUCAAGAGAAGGGCCACUUUUGAUCCCAAGGCCUGGAGAGCACAAUGUCGUUGCAAACACAACCACGAAGACCAUGCAGCUACCGGUUCCCAUCCCUGCAGGAUCAAAGGCUGUUGCUGCGACUGUUUUGAGUCUAAUUUCCUCUGUGCGGCCUGCGACCGGCGCUGGGAAGAACACGAGACUUUCUUUGAGACUGAAGAGACCCGGCGGCGAGGAGGAAGGCCUCAUGGGACAAACACGGUCAACACCUGGCACAGGCCUUUGUAAGCCUGACCCAGAUCAGCAAUAAAGGGGAAGACAUUGGAAUCUGAGCUGACUCUAUAUGGGCAGAUG